Molecule: messenger RNA, 1781 nt
Organism: Halichondria panicea
Lineage: Eukaryota; Metazoa; Porifera; Demospongiae; Suberitida; Halichondriidae
Product: 5'-AMP-activated protein kinase catalytic subunit alpha-2-like
Exons: 12
Coding region: 122-1639 (505 amino acids)
Biological process (GO): intracellular signal transduction; protein phosphorylation
Cellular component (GO): cytoplasm
Molecular function (GO): protein serine/threonine kinase activity; ATP binding
Source: RefSeq, a predicted model, not a curated record
UGUUGUUGACCUCCCACUGAACCUUGCACUGUGUGAAGUGCAUUGCUUUUUAGACGGCUAAAAAUCAGUUUCUGGUGUCCUACUUGAUCAUUUGACGCAGCGAGAUAGUAUACCGGCCAGCAUGAAUGCCCCGAUAGGAGGACAACCAGUCGACCCCUCUCCCCUCAAGUCUGGGCCUAAGGAGCUCAAGAUUGGCAGGUAUGUGCUAGGGGACACACUGGGUCAUGGUAGCUUUGGUAAAGUAAAGAAGGCCAAACACGAGUUAACAGAACACGAGGUAGCGGUCAAGAUUCUCAACAGACAGAAAAUCAAAAGCCUGGAUGUCGCAGAGAAGGUACGACGGGAGAUACAGAUAUUGAAGUUAUUCCGUCACCCUCACAUCAUCAAGCUAUACGAGGUCAUCUCCACACCUUCUGACAUCUUCAUGAUAAUGGAGUUUGUCAGCGGAGGAGAACUGUUUGACUAUAUCGUUAAAAAUGGCAAAAGUUCUGAACGAGAAUCGCGACGCGUGUUCCAGCAAAUCAUCUCUGGAGUCGACUAUUGUCACAGACAUAAGGUGGUGCAUCGUGAUCUAAAGCCAGAGAACCUCUUGUUGGACUCCAAUAACCAGGUGAAGAUAGCGGACUUUGGACUCAGCAAUCUAAUGAAAGACGGAGAAUUUCUGAGCACUAGUUGCGGCAGUCCCAAUUAUGCUGCUCCCGAGGUGGUCUCCGGCAAGCUGUACGCUGGCCCUGAAGUUGAUGUGUGGUCGUGUGGGGUCAUCCUGUAUGCACUCCUGUGUGGCACUCUUCCGUUUGACGAUCGCAAUGUCUCCAUGUUGUUCAAGAAGAUAAAGUCAGGUCAAUACUACGUCCCCUCUCAUCUGAGCAGUGAAGUGGUGGACCUCAUCUCUAAGAUGCUACAGGUGAGUCCGGUCAAGCGUAUCACAAUCGAUGGUAUUCGUGAGCAUGACUGGUUCAACGUUGACCUUCCACCCCAUCUCUUCCCACAACCAGGUGACGGCUACUGUACGCAGAUUGACACUUCCUGUGUGGCAACUGUUUGUCAAAAACUCUCCGUCACGUCUGCCGAAGUGUUAGCAUCUCUCAGGUCAAACAGUGAGCACGACCAACUGUCAAUAGCCUACCACUUGUUAUUGGACAACGUUGCACUGGACCGAGCUCAUAAAGAAGCAGCGUUAUCCAGUGAUCAUCUAGCGAGUAGCCCGCCCUCUGCCAGCUCUGGGUACAUGGACACUCUCGAGGUCAUCAGAGAAACACCAAAGAAAUCAUCGUCUCCCGCUGUAUCUAAGCGACUGGGCACACCUAAAACCCCUCGAGCUAUGAAGAGACCUAAGUGGCACCUUGGAAUACGUUCUCAAAGUCGGCCUCAGGACAUUAUGGCCGAAAUAUUCCGGAAACUCUCAGGCCUCAAUUUCGAGUGGAAAAUCAUCAAUCCUUACUUUGUUCGAUGCAGGCAAAACAACCAGACGAGUGGCCUCGUGGUGAAGCUAGACCUACAACUGUAUCAGAUUGACCACAAGAACUAUCUGCUAGACUUCAAGAGUGUGACCCCCAGUCAGUGUGGGGAGGGGGGGAGACACAUCACCAUGGAGUUCUUCGAAUUCUGCUCUGCACUCAUUAGCUCACUAGCCCAGUAGGACACGUACAUGUACAAUCAUGUACUUCUUAAAUUAUUGUUUACAGAACACGUUGUAAAUAAUAUUAUGCUUUGUCAUCAGUUCCAACGAUUUCUUGUAUAUAAUUUUGUUCAUUUACUGUGUCUUAUAAUUAUUGUGCUGA